This is a messenger RNA of Mangifera indica (mango), 892 nucleotides long. Its product is annotated as transmembrane emp24 domain-containing protein p24beta2. Gene Ontology annotation, biological process: endoplasmic reticulum to Golgi vesicle-mediated transport; Golgi organization; intracellular protein transport. Gene Ontology annotation, cellular component: Golgi apparatus; COPII-coated ER to Golgi transport vesicle; endoplasmic reticulum-Golgi intermediate compartment. The transcript is spliced from 4 exons. The record is from RefSeq and is a predicted model, not a curated record. NCBI's taxonomy places the organism in Eukaryota, Viridiplantae, Streptophyta, Magnoliopsida, Sapindales, Anacardiaceae. The coding region runs from base 108 to 728 and encodes 206 amino acids.
AUUGCUGUUAGUUACCGAGAUAACCUCAAACCACCUCUCUCUUCUCUUUCAAUUAAUCAGUGUUUGUUGGGUUAAGAAGAGUAAAGUUCAGAUAUUGAUCGUUUAACAUGGAGUUGAAAUAUGUUAUUGUUGUUAUUGUAAUGAAGGUGGUGAUAACACAAGGAAUAAGAUUUGAGAUAGACAGAGAAGAAUGUUUGUCUCACAAUGUUGAUUAUGAAGGUGACACUCUUCAUCUCUCUUUCGUUGUUGUUAAGUCUGAUACACCUUGGCAUCUCACUGACGAUGGUGUUCAUCUCCUGAUAAAGGGGCCUUCGGGAGAAAAAAUUCAUGAAAUUCGAGACAAGAUCAGUGAGAAAUAUAAUUUUGUGGUACGCAAGAGAGGAGUUUACCGCUUCUGCUUUACCAACAAGUCUCCUUAUCACGAAACCAUUGAUUUUGAUGUUCAAGUUGCUCACUUUGCAGUUCAUGAUCAACAUGCCAAAGAUGAGCAUUUUUCACCAUUGCUGGAGCAGAUAGCUCAGCUGGAGGAAGCCCUUUAUAAUAUUCAAUUUGAACAACAUUGGUUAGAUGCUCAGACAGAUCGCCAGGCACUAGUAAACGAAAACAUGAGCAAGAGAGCACUUCAAAAGGCAAUGUUUGAAUCAGCUUUUCUCGUUGGGGCCAGUGUCCUCCAAGUCUUCCUUCUGAAACACUUGUUCGAUCGAAAGCGUGGGCUACCAAGAGUUUAAGAGUGGUAUGAAUCUUCAUUUAUAGCGAGAUUACAAGCUCAAAGGUUAGCUUAAAUGUUUUAUGCUAAUGUGUAAUUAGCUUUCAUAUUUCGGGUUUAAUCGUGGGAAAAGUCUUUGCUACAAGAAUAUUGAUUUAUAAACAAAGUCUUCUAGACAAGCUUAUC